UGAUUAUGAUUGUUAUUAUUAUGUAGAUUGUUACGGCAUUUUGGGUCUCCGGCCUCUGAGUGCCCAAAACCGAUACGUUGGCGGUUGUAGUCUGAAUCCUUGUCUGGUCAUAUGACUACAGUCUACAGGGAACCCGGAAAUGUUUAAAAACACUGCAUGACUGGCGCUAUCAUGUAGGUUAGACUGCGUACAUUUGUUAUUUCCGACCAUAAUAUCAGGUGAAGUGAAGUGAACUGAUCUGAUCUGGUGAAAAAAGAAAACCAUUAUCUAUCUCGCGUUUGUUAUAGGCUAGCCUACUGAGUGCCGAAGUUAGGGAAGUGACAUGCAGGUGUUGAAGGUGAUGCACCUGGAAGUUUGUCUCAAGAUUCAUCGUUAACCAGCAGCUAUGAGACUGACUAUCCUAUUUGUUCUCUGUAUCGGCGCUUCAGCAACCAGCGGAGACCAAGAUGAUUGUGUGGCCCGUAACUUUGGCCACGGAUCGGUGGUGUGUGAAUGCAAUGCCUCACAUUGCGAUUCGGUGGGGUCCCCGCACCUACCCCGAGUGGGGCAAUUCAUGAGCUUCCUGAGCAGCAAAGAAGGCAGGAGACUGGCGAGGGGUCAGGGGCAGGUGCUAAAGAACAGCACUGGGGCAGCUCUGAGACUCACCAUCGUUCCCUAUCAGAAGUACCAGAAGAUCAAGGGCUUUGGAGGAGCUAUGACUGAUGCAGCUGCCAUCAACAUACUGUCCCUGUCAGGUGGCACCCAGAACCAGCUGCUGAGACAGUACUUCGCUCCUGAAGGCAUUGGGUACAGUGUGGUGCGAGUUCCCAUGGCGAGUUGUGAUUUCUCCACGCGUCUCUACACGUACGCUGACACCCCAGGGGACUACGGCCUGAACAACUUCACUCUGUCUGCAGAGGACAUAAACAUGAAGGAACAUUGGAAAUGGGCAUUAAUGGCCUCAGAACAAAUCUCAAAUUUGCCAAAGAUCCCACUGAUCCAGAAGGCCCAGGCAAUGUCCCCUAAACCCCUGUCUCUGCUGGCCAGUGCUUGGAGCGCCCCUGCCUGGAUGAAGACUAAUGGUGCACUCACUGGCAAGGGAACCCUGAAGGGGCAGCCAGGAGGGAAAGAGUAUAAGACCUGGGCUCAGUACUAUGUCAGGUUCCUUGAGGAGUAUGGGAAGUUUAAUCUGUCCUUCUGGGCAGUGACCACAGGCAACGAGCCCACAGCGGGUGAGAUGACCAAUUACAGCUUCCAGGCCCUGGGAUUCAGGCCUGAAACACAACGUGAUUGGGUGGCCAUGGAUCUGGGUCCCGCCCUUCAUGCUUCACUGUUUCCUGAAACUCAGAUUAUUAUACUGGAUGACCAAAGACUUCUUCUGCCUCACUGGGCUAAAGUGGUCCUGAGUGACGUUCACGCUGCCCGCUACAUCCAUGGCAUCGGGGUGCACUGGUACAUGGAUGGGUUGGCACCAGCCGAACUCACCCUGGGCACCACACAUCACCUCUUCCCGGAGUACUUCCUGUUUGGGACGGAGGCCUGUGCUGGAUUUAGCCCGCUGGACCGUGGCGUGAAGCUAGGCAGCUGGGAGAGAGCGGAGGAGUACGCCCACGACAUCAUAGAGGAUUUAAAUCACUAUGUCACCGGCUGGACGGACUGGAACUUGGCUCUGGAUCUGGGUGGAGGACCCAACUGGGUCAAGAACUUCGUGGACAGUCCCGUCAUUGUGGAUUCGGAGAAAGACGUGUUCUACAAGCAGCCCAUGUUCUACAGCAUGAGCCACUUCAGCAAGUUCUUGUGGGAGGGGUCUCAACGGCUGGGUGUGUCGUACAGCAAGCCCUCUACACUGGAGAGCUCUGUCUUCAUGCGUUUGGAUGGUGCAGUAGUCAUCGUAGUUCUUAACAGGUUUGAGGAGCACAUUCCAUUUGAAAUCUGGGACCCAGCGGUUGGCUUUAUCCCCAUCGAUGCUCCGGCUCACUCAAUACUAACGGUUGUCUGGGCAACACAGUGACCAUGACGGUGCUGCUUCAACCACAGAAAGCAAGAUCAAUCAAAAUCAAUCGAAAAUAAUGAUUCCUGGGGAAAAUGACUAGCACACAUUCACUUUUAAUUCAGCAACUUUUAAAUGACUUUUUACCUCCACAUCAAAUAUUAUGAGCACGAGUUUUCAUCUAAUGCUUUAAGACAAUGGCAACAAGGGGAAAGCCAAGUGAUCUCCGAGUUCCCCUGAGCCGUGGACGGACUGUGUACGGCCUAAACACUUGGAUGGAAAGCAGCUCGGAAGCCCUAACAAGUCAAGAUCAAAGACGAGAACUGAGAAAUAAGCAUAAUACAUUUCAAUUAAUGCGAGUAACUCUGAUGUACUGCUUGAAUAAAAGUACCUAUAAAACCAA
Messenger RNA from Alosa sapidissima (American shad), 2372 nucleotides. RefSeq names its product glucosidase, beta, acid (gene gba1). NCBI's taxonomy places the organism in Eukaryota, Metazoa, Chordata, Actinopteri, Clupeiformes, Clupeidae. The transcript is spliced from 11 exons. The record is from RefSeq and is a predicted model, not a curated record. Gene Ontology annotation, biological process: glucosylceramide catabolic process. Gene Ontology annotation, molecular function: glucosylceramidase activity. Bases 386 to 1990 code for a protein of 534 amino acids.